Messenger RNA from Pelecanus crispus (Dalmatian pelican), 945 nucleotides. The record is from RefSeq and is a predicted model, not a curated record. Lineage: Eukaryota; Metazoa; Chordata; Aves; Pelecaniformes; Pelecanidae.
GAGCCCAGUUGAAGACCAUGCAUAACUUGAGAUUACUGAGAGCCGAUAUGCUGGAUUUCUGUAAACAUAAGCGUAAUCAUCGAAGUGGAGUAAAGCUUCACAGACUUCAAACUGCAAUGUCUCUCUAUUCAACCUCUCUCUGUGGCCUGGUUUUAUUGGUAGAUAACCGUAUCAGUUCAUAUAGCGGCAUCAAAAGAGAUUUUGCAACUGUUUGCCAAGAAUGCACAGAUUUCCAUUUUCCUGGAAUUCAAGAACAGCUUGAAAUUGUCCAGAAGGUUGUACUUAAGGCCCGAGCACAGCGUAGCAGUAAGUCGAAAAGACAUCACGAAAACAGAAGUAGUGGAAAUGAAGAUAAAUUAAAGAAUAUUGAACGAAACCAGUCAAAUAUUUUGCCAGGAGAAUUCUACAUCACACGCCAUUCGAAUCUUUCUGAAAUUCAUGUUGCUUUUCACCUCUGUGUGGAUGAUAAUGUAAGAUCUGGCAACAUAACCGCUCGGGAUCCUGCAAUCAUGGGACUCAGAAAUAUUCUCAAAGUUUGCUGCACGCAUGACAUUACUACCAUUAGUAUUCCUCUCCUAUUGGUGCACGAUAUGUCAGAAGAAAUGACCAUUCCAUGGUGCUUGAAGAGGGCAGAGCUUGUGUUCAAGUGUGUCAAAGGUUUCAUGAUGGAAAUGGCCUCAUGGGAUGGAGGAGUUUCUCGGACUGUACAAUUCUUGGUACCACAGACAAUUUCUGAGGAAAUGUUUUACCAGCUGAGUAAUAUGCUUCCACAAAUCUUCAGAGUAUCCUCUACAUUGACUCUGACCUCUAAGCACUGAAUUUUGUGCAGCAGUAAGAUAUAUCCUCUUGACAAAGGAUGAGAUUACAGAGAUUCUGGAAUGGAAUGUCUCUUUUCUGAGGGAUGAUGACCCUGAAAUGGUAUUUGUUGCAAUUUCAAGAAUCAUG